Messenger RNA from Linum tenue, 831 nucleotides. Lineage: Eukaryota; Viridiplantae; Streptophyta; Magnoliopsida; Malpighiales; Linaceae. The record is from the annotation of a GenBank genome assembly.
AUGGAAGGAGAAGGUUCGCUGGAGUUUCAGGAGUGGGAGGUUCAUUCCGACGCCGAGGCUGUUGUGGUUAGGUCCCCUGUAUUGGAGGAGAAUCGGAGGAGUUUCGAGGAGAUCGAGGUGGAUUCCGCUGGCUUAUCAGGUUGGAUUACUUCUGUAUUAGAAAAGAUAGGAUGUUUGAUAAGUCUGUUGUUGCUUGAGCUGCCGGUGCAAGGGGCAUCACAUUGGACCCAAGUAAGGUUGCUACCAGUGUCGAUAUCUAGCUCGAAGGCCUUUGGUGGAUUGCCUAUGUUUAUCGAGAUCAUGGUGAGGAAGGAGAAGAAGUUGUUCAUUGCUUUCACUUGGCUGGUGGUGGUGCUUAUUGUGGCCGCCAUUGGUGUUAAUGUUGUGCCUGCCACUCGCCAACAGAGCUUCGAGCAUCUGUUACUUUAUGGAAUGGAGUUUGAUCAGCUGGUGAGCGAUCUUUUGAGCUGCGAGGCGAAGUGUGAAUCAGGUUUAGAGGAGAAUGUGAAGAGUCGCCAACUGGGUUUUGAAGAAAUUGAGCAGAAGGUAGGGAAUGAGAAAGAUAUGACCAAGUUCUGGUCUGGUUCUGUUGGUGAUGGUUUGGUUUUGGGUUCUGGAGGUUAUGAGCAAGGAGCUUGGAGCUUGGAGCUUAAAGUUACCCUUGAUGAUAAGGUGUCGCAGUUCAUGAGCCGUGCUGCACGACUGAACGAAGCAUUCUCCGUCGUGAGACGGGUUCCCAUUGUUCGGCCUAUGCUACCAGCUGCUGGUGUGAACCCAUGGCCUGUGAUGGGCAUGGAAUUAACUAACGCCAGAGAUUUCUUGUGUAGUUGA